Molecule: messenger RNA, 2990 nt
Organism: Phascolarctos cinereus (koala)
Lineage: Eukaryota; Metazoa; Chordata; Mammalia; Diprotodontia; Phascolarctidae
Gene: SCARA3
Product: scavenger receptor class A member 3
Source: RefSeq, a predicted model, not a curated record
UUCUCCCAGUGGGGACAAGGUGGGUGUGAGCCACCAAAGGGGAGUUUCAAGGGUGUUGUCGAAGGUGGAAGGGGAGCGGGGGCAACAGGGGGGCGGUUCACAGGGACGAAACAGCCACACAAAGAAGUCCUGGCCGCGGCAGUUUCAAAAAUACCAAGGAAGUUGAUCUGGGCUCUGGCCCAAGAAGUGACGAGGCUGGGAGAGGGAGGAGAAGGAGAGUGAGGCACGGGAAGCCUGGAUCACACACUUGGAGUCUGGAUGUCUAGUGGGAAAGAGGGUGACUCCUAGCUGAUGGGUGAGCGGGGAGGAAUGGUUAGAGAGAACAGCUGUGGCAGCUCCAGGCCCUAGGCAGCAAAUGCCAGUGGGGAGGAGUCACCGCGGGCUACUAUUCUAACCUGGGGCAUGAACUAAAACCCUCAAAGCCCAGGCCUUUGAGGAAGCCCUGAGAGAGGUCCAGAGGCUAAGGAUGAGUCCAGAAAGCUAAUCCCUUCCUCACUGGAGCCCUUAGGUUGAGAGGGGCACUAAGAUGCUUUGUAUAGUGCUGUAGGGGGUCACCUGCCAUCCUGUCUCGGGCCACCAAAGCUACCCCCUCCCAGGUCAUUCCAAGAAGCAUCUGAAGCUCCCCAAGAGCCCCUUGCACCACCUUCCACCUCUGGCUCCUGCCUUACAACAAGACCAUGAAAGACCCAUUCAGGGGCAAGGGAAGAAGGGCAAUGACUCCAGUUAAGACAAAGAAACCUGUCUUCUUCCUGGCUUCUACCUCCUAUUUGAUGAGAAUGAGGACCACUGGAGGCGACGGAGAAGCCUUAUGUGUAGCAGAAGAGGAACCUGUUGGAGAAGAGGAGGAAAUGCCAGCAUUCCCAUGCACCCAGAAUGGCCCAGCAGGGCCCAGCUGUAGCCGCUGUCAGAAGAACCUGUCCCUGCACACAUCCGUGAGAAUUCUGUACCUCUUCUUGGCCCUCCUGCUAGUGGCUGUGGCAGUGCUGGCUUCACUGGUGUUUAAGAAGGUUGACUCUCUCUCAGAAGACAUCACCAUCACCCAGUCAAACUAUGAGAAGAAGAUAGUCUCUGUGCAGGAAAACCUCCAGGAGCUAGAUCAGAAAGCCCUGGGCAAUUGCUCCUUCUGCCAUGACACGGGACAAGAGAUCCACAAACUUCAGCAGGAGCUAGAGGAAAUCCAGAAGAUGCUUCUAGUCCAGGAGAUUCAGUUGGAUCAGACGUCCCAGACCCAUCAGCAGCUCUUCUCGGCCAGCAACCAAAUCACGGCUGUGGUAGACAGCUGCUCCUUCUCCAUCCACCAGGUCAACCAGACUCUGGGGCAGUUCCUGGCCCAGGUGAGGGGCUGGCAGGCCGCCAUGGCUGGACUGGACUUUUUGCUAAAGGGCCUGACACAGGACUGCUAUGAUGUCAGGGCAGCCGUACAGCAGAUCAAUUUCACAGUGGGGCAGACCUCAGACUGGGUCCACAUGAUCCAGCGCAAGACGGAAGAAGAGACCUUGACCCUGCAGAAAAUGGUCAGUGAGUGGCAGAACUACACCCGGCUCUUUGGUGGCCUGCGGGCCACCUCAGCCAAAACUGGGGAACUAGUCAAGAGCGUACAGACCAGCCUCAGUACCGCCUCCCAGCGCAUCAACCAAAAUUCUGAGGGCAUCCAUGACUUGGUGUUGCAGGUGAUGGGCCUGCAGCUGCAGCUGGACAAUGUCUCAUCCUUCCUGGAUGACCACGAGGAGAAUAUGCAUGACCUGCAGUACCAUACGCGCUAUGCCCAGAACCGGACUGUGGAACGUUUCGAGACCCUGGAAGGUCGUAUGACUUCACACGAGAUCGAGAUAAACACCAUUUUCACCAAUAUCAAUGCCACAGACAACCACGUACAUAGUAUGCUCAAGUACCUGGACGAUGUGCGGCUGUCCUGCACGCUGGGCUUCCACACCCAUGCCGAGGAGCUCUACUACCUCAAUAAGUCUGUCUCUGUCAUGCUGAGCACCACGGACUUGCUGAGGGAGCACUUCAGCCUGCUCCGUGCCCGGCUGGACUUUGACAUCCAGAACCUCUCAAUGGUCAUGGAGGAAAUGAAGGCCGUGGAUGUCCGGCAUGGAGCCAUCCUCCAGAACGUCACCAUCCUAAGAGGCAUCCCUGGACCUCCAGGACCAAGAGGACUCAAAGGCGAUGUGGGCGCAAAGGGACCCUAUGGAAGCAGGGGUCCCAAAGGAGACAAUGGUACUAUGGGCCCCCCUGGCCCCCAAGGCCCUCAGGGUCAGCCUGGUAAAGCAGGGCCAGCAGGUGAAAGGGGACCCAGUGGCCUCAAAGGUUUCCCAGGCCUUAAAGGAUCUAAAGGCAGCUUUGGAUCAGCAGGACUAAAAGGACAGCCAGGCCCCAAGGGUGAUAUGGGACUCCAGGGGCCAGAGGGACCCCCAGGUUCUCCAGGUCCACCAGGACCCCAGGGCAAGCCAGGGAUUGCCGGAAAGACAGGGUCACCAGGUCAGGUUGGGCCCAUGGGUCCAAAGGGUGAGCCUGGCAUACAGGGUCCCCCUGGUCUUCCGGGGCCUCCAGGGCUACCAGGAAACCAGAGCCCCUACUGAACAAAGUCCACUUCCUAGAAAUGCUGCCACACAAAAGUUCUGGGGAAAGGGACUGCCCAAAGCAGCCCAGGGGCCUGUCAAGGAAGAAGCAUCUCCCCAAAGACAACUGCGCCUCCUUCAUCUCCACUAGGAUUCCUCCUGGAUCUGACCUGUCCAUUUCCAGCUUUCAAAGGACUUCUGCUUGCUGCUUUGACUAGAACCAAUAGGGAUCCUGGAACCCUACCUAUCCUUGUCCCCAAAGGCUGCUGCCAUAGUCCCCAAUCCUAAAUUAAUGGGACUAAACUUUUUAGUUCUUAGGGGGAAGAUGGCAAUGGGGAUGAUGAUUAUGGUGGUAGUGGUGGUUGUGGCGGUCAUGAUCAUGGUGAUGAUUGUGGUGGUGAUUGAUGAUAAAGAAGCAGCAACAUCUUC